GUCCUACAUCAUGACAUAUACUUGGUUUUUUCUUUGCUGGAGUCGUGCUCAAUCAAUUUGGUCUGAUCAGAAACAUCACAGAUGUUAAAGUUCUUUCGGAGUGGGGGAUUCUUUUCUUGGACCGCAAAACGGGACAGACAAUUGGCAUAGGACAUGAAUCACAGGGCCUUUACCAUCUUACCUCUUCAAAUUCCUUCACAGCAUGCUCCGCUAGAGAUCCUCCUGACCUUAUUCACAAACGUUUGGGACAUCCUAGUUUAUCCAAGCUACAAUAGAUGGUGCCUAGUUUGUCUAGUCUAUCCACAUUAGAUUGUGAGUCGUGUCAACUUGGGAAACACACCCGUGCUACUUUUUCACGUAGUAUUGAGAGUCGCUCAGAGCCUAUUUUCUCAUUAGUUCAUUCCGAUAUUUGGGGUCCUAGUAGAGUCAGUUCACCCUUAGGAUUUCGUUACUUUGUUACUUUCAUCGAUGAUUUUUCAAGAUGUACUUGGGUUUACUUAAUGAAAGAUAGUUCCGAGUUAUUAUCUAUAUUCAAAGGUUUUUGUGCUGAAAUACAAAAUCAAUUUGGUGUUUCUAUUCGUGCUUUUCGUAGUGAUAAUGCCUUAGAAUACUUAUCCUCCCAGUUUCAGGAGUUCAUGACUCAUCAAGGAAUCAUUCACCAAACAUCAUGUCCAUACACCCCUCAGCAGAAAGGAAAAAUAGGCAUCUCAUUGAGAUUGCUCGCACUCUUCUCAUUGAAAUCCCAUGUUCCACUGCGUUUUUGGGGCGAUGCGGUCUUCACAUCUUGCUAUCUCAUUAACAGAAUGCCAUCAUCUUCGAUUCAGAAUAAGGUUCCCCAUUCCAUAUUAUUUCCUUAGUCAUAUCUCUACUCUAUCCCCCUUCGUGUUUUCGGGAGCACAUGUUUUGUUCAUAACUUAGCCCCAGGAAAAGAUAAAUUGGCCCAUCAUGCUCUCAAAUGUGUCUUCCUUGGUUACUUUCGAGUUCAAAAAGGGUAUCAAUGCUAUUCACCUGAUCUGGGUCGCUACCUUAUGUCCGCUGAUGUCACAUUCUUUGAAUCUCAACCUUUUUAUACAUUUUCUGAUCAUCUUAAUAUCUCUGAGGUUUUACCAAUACCUCCAGUCUUACCCACACCAAUCUUUGAGUAUGGUUACUUCUCCAUCUCCAGCUACAGUGCCACCACUUUUGACUUAUCACCGAUGCCCACGUCCAGUAUCAGUCCCAGAUGAUUCAUGUUCUGCGCCUGACGCUUCCCCUACUGCGGACCUGGCUCUUCCUAGUCAAUCAGUUGCACUUCAAAAAGCUUUUUGAAAUGGGAUUGGAGCUUUCACUUGCACGCUUGAAAGCACUUGCAAAGUUUGCUUUUGGCAUGGGACUGACUCAGGUUGUAUUAUCAACUUUGGCAUUUACAUCUUUCGAGCUUCCACCUAAUGAUGCUAUCGGGACAAAGAUUUUGGAGUUUCUUUUUCACUCAAGGCCUGAUCUGGUGAAUAUUAGAAGUGUUGAUGAGGCUGUGGUGAUUGGUGCUGCUCUCUCACUGUCUUCUUCAGCUUUUGUUCUGCAGAUUCUUGCAGAGAAGGGUGAGCUUCCAACUAGAUUUGGCUCAGCCACAUUGGGAAUACUUCUUCUUCAGGACAUUGCUGUUGUGCCUCUAUUGGUCGUUCUACCAGUGCUGGAGACCCAGAAUCUGAUAGAAGAAAGUAUUUGGCCAAUGCUUGCAAAAGAAAGUCUGAAAGCUUUAGGUGGACUAGGGUUGCUUUCUUUUGGAGGGAAAUACAUAUGGAGGCGAGUUUUUGAGGUUAUUGCAGAAACGAGAAGUUCGGAAGCUUUUGUUGCACUCUGCCUUUUGACUGUUGCAGGAACGUCACUAUUAACGCAGAAGUUGGGCUUUAGUGACACGCUUGGAGCAUUUUUAGCUGGGGCUCUGCUUGCAGAAACAAAUUUCCGUACUCAGAUUGAAGCUGAUAUAAGGCCUUUCAGAGGAUUACUUCUUGGUUUAUUUUUUGUGACUACCGGAACUUCUAUUGAUAUGCAGCUUCUUUUCCGUGAGUGGCCAAAUGUGCUUUCCCUUUUGGCUGGUCUGAUUGUUAUCAAGACAUUGAUCAUAACAGCAAUAGGUCCCCGAGUCGGACUAUCCCUUCAGGAGAGUGUGAGAAUUGGAUUUCUUCUUUCUCAAGGAGGAGAAUUUGGAUUUGUGGUCUUUUCCCUAGCGAAUAGGCUAGGAGUGCUGCCACUCGAGCUCAAUAAACUACUUAUCAUUGUUGUUGUACUAUCUAUGGCACUGACUCCAUUACUCAAUGAAAUUGGACGAAAAGCUUCUGAGUUUAUUGGCGAGAAGUUUGACAGUGAAGAUAGAACUGCCGAAAUGGCAAACUUUGAUCUGAGUGAACCAGUAGUUAUCCUUGGAUUCGGCCAAAUGGGUCAGGUCCUUGCCAAUUUAUUAUCAACACCACUAGCUUCGAGUCACGGGGAGGAGUGGCGAUAUAUUGCUUUUGAUCUAGAUCCUUCUGUUGUAAAGGCUUCUACAAACCUUGGUUUUCCUGUUAUCUAUGGUGAUGGUUCACGUCCUGCAGUCCUGCAGUCUGCUGGUAUAUCUUCUCCAAAAGCAGUCAUGGUCAUGUACAGAGGAAAAGAAAGAACCACGGAAGCUGUUCAGAGAAUUCGACUAGCCUUUCCAGCGGUACCAAUAUAUGCAAGAGCUCAGGAUGUGAUGCACCUAUUAGAUCUGAAGAAAGUAGGAGCAACAGAUGCCAUUCUUGAAAGUGCAGAGACAAGUUUACAGCUUGGCUCUAAACUUCUAAAAGGCUUUGGUGUCCUGUCUGAUGAUGUAACUUUUCUAAGUCAACUUAUUCGAGAUUCUAUGGAGCUGCAAGCGCAAGAGGUUGCUGAUAAAUCUGAUGAUCAAGUGUCUAAAGUUAUGAAACCGUUGCAGGUAAGAGUAGCAGACUUUGUCCAGAAUGGUACACCUGCGCUGUCAACUGACACAAUACAGGAUCGAAGUGAUAGCAGCUACAAUUUGGCUGCAGCUGAUCAGUCAUCUGAUGAUGGAGAGAACCAUCCAUCUCAUGCUCUAGAAAAUGGAGAACAGCUAUUUGAGGAGGCUGAUAUAGAGAAUGCAUUUCCAGCUAACUCGAACAGUGGUGGUGUGGAAAGUGAUACAGAUGAGAUCCCUCAACAAACUUAGGGGGCUCAGGUGGUUCUGAUACUGCUGCCUAAGGUCCCGGCUUAAGACUGCCAUCCUUAAGAACAAAGGGUUAAAAAGAGGCGCACCUUGCAUUUGGAGGCAUCCAAUUUAGGUCUAUCCCUCCAUUGAGUACUUCUAGAUUACAAGUUUUGACAGUUGCAUUAUUGAUGUUUGAUGAAGGACGAGGCGCAUGAUAGGAAAUUGGCUUAGUGAUCAUAUAUUGUACAUAGUCGAGCUUAUGGGACUGGCCGUUAGCUAGGAUUUGUUCACCUAUCCAAAAAGGUUAAUUCAGUUGGAUUUUGCUUAUAGUCACAUCUGAAAACAAGAAAACUCCCCCUCCUCCCCCCCCACCCCCGGAAAGUCUAUGUGUUGCAUCCCUCCUUUUCAUUGUCAAAAAAACGAGAAAAGUUAUCAUAGAAGAUGAUGAUUGAUUUUUAUCAAAUUCUUCUUCAAAUAGUGAUGUAAUAUGAGGUCUUGUUUUUUACGCC
Messenger RNA from Capsicum annuum, 3669 nucleotides. RefSeq names its product K(+) efflux antiporter 3, chloroplastic. The record is from RefSeq and is a predicted model, not a curated record. The transcript is spliced from 19 exons. Gene Ontology annotation, biological process: potassium ion transport; proton transmembrane transport. Gene Ontology annotation, molecular function: antiporter activity. NCBI's taxonomy places the organism in Eukaryota, Viridiplantae, Streptophyta, Magnoliopsida, Solanales, Solanaceae. Gene Ontology annotation, cellular component: membrane; chloroplast. Bases 1223 to 3181 code for a protein of 652 amino acids.